Molecule: messenger RNA, 3692 nt
Organism: Myotis myotis
Lineage: Eukaryota; Metazoa; Chordata; Mammalia; Chiroptera; Vespertilionidae
Gene: IKZF1
Product: IKAROS family zinc finger 1
Exons: 8
Coding region: 244-1794 (516 amino acids)
Biological process (GO): regulation of transcription by RNA polymerase II
Molecular function (GO): DNA-binding transcription factor activity; RNA polymerase II cis-regulatory region sequence-specific DNA binding
Source: RefSeq, a predicted model, not a curated record
CAGGAAGUCGUUGUGAAAGGCGGCCGGGAAGCGCGCCACCGACUUCGACGGGCGCUCUAACCAGCGCCUCGCGCCCGCCGGCGGCCACUGCGGCCACAGCCCUGGUCCCCGAGCGCGGCCGGCGGCACGCGCGGCGCCUGGAGCCCGGCGGGCGCUCGGUCCCGGCCCCGCGGGUGCUCUCCUGCCCCAGGACCAUCUUUGGCCCCCAACGUGAGCCGCACACAUCCACGGAGCCCGAGGACCAUGGACGGCGACGAGGGCCAAGACCUGUCCCAAGUUUCAGGGAAGGAGAGCCCGCCAGUGAGCGACACCCCGGAGGACAGCGACGAGCCCAUGCCGGUCCCCGAAGACCUGUCCACCACGUCCGGAGGCCAGCAGGGCGCCAAGGCCGACAGGGGCGCGGCCGGUCAUGUGAAGGUAGAGGCUCAGAGUGAUGAAGAGCGUGGGCGUGCCUGUGACAUGAAUGGGGAGGCGUGUGCCCAGGACUUGCGCGUGCUUGGCGCCGCGGGCGAGGACGUGAAUGGCUCCCACGGCGGCCCGGGCGGCAGAGCGCUGUCCGGCGCUGGAGGCAUCCGACUUCCUAACGGCAAACUGAAGUGCGAUGUCUGUGGGAUCGUUUGCAUCGGCCCCAAUGUGCUCAUGGUGCACAAGAGAAGCCACACGGGAGAGCGGCCCUUCCAGUGCAGCCAGUGCGGGGCCUCCUUCACACAGAAGGGCAACCUGCUGCGCCACAUCAAGCUGCACUCCGGGGAGAAGCCCUUCAAGUGCCACCUCUGCAACUACGCCUGCCGCCGGAGGGACGCCCUCACCGGCCACCUGCGCACGCACUCCGUUGGUAAACCUCACAAAUGUGGAUACUGUGGCCGGAGCUAUAAGCAGCGAAGCUCCUUAGAGGAACAUAAAGAGCGCUGCCACAACUACUUGCAAACCAUGGGCCUCCCCGGCACGCUCUACCCAGUUAUUAAAGAGGAGGCGAACCACGGCGAGGCGGCCGAGGACCUGUGCAAGGCGGGCGCCGAGCGGGCCCUCGUGCUGGACAGACUCGCAAGUAACGUCGCCAAACGUAAGAGCUCUCUGCCUCAGAAAUUCGUUGGGGACAAGUGCCUGCCGGACGCGCCCUACGACGGCGGCAGCGGCUACGAGAAGGAGAACGAGCUGAUGCAGACCCACGUGAUGGACCAGGCCAUCAACAACGCCAUCAGCUACCUGGGCGCCGAGGCCCUGCGCCCGCUGGUGCAGACGCCCCCGGGCGGCGCCGAGGGGGGCGCGGUCCUCAGCCCCCUGUACCCGCUGCACAAGCCGCCCGGGGAGGCCGCGCGGGCCGGCCUGUCGGCGCAAGACAGCGCCGUGGAGAACCUGCUGCUGCUGUGCAAGGCCAAGUCCCUGUCCUCGGAGCGGGAGGCCUCGCCCAGCCACAGCGGCCACGACUCCACCGACACGGAGAGCAACGAGGAGCACCGGGCCGGCCUCCUCUACCUGACCAACCACGGCGCGCACGCCCGCAACGGGCUGGCCAUCAAGGAGGAGCUGCCGGCCUACGAGGUGCUGCGGGCCGCCUCCGAGGGCGCGCAGGACGCCCUCCGCGUGGUGGGCGCGGGCGGGGAGCCCCUCAAGGCCUACAAGUGCGAACACUGCCGCGUGCUCUUCCUCGACCACGUCAUGUACACCAUCCACAUGGGCUGCCACGGCUUCCGCGACCCCUUCGAGUGCAACAUGUGCGGCUACCACAGCCAGGACAGGUACGAGUUCUCCUCCCACAUCACGCGGGGCGAGCACCGCUACCACAUGAGCUAAGCGCCACCCGUGGGCCAGGACCGCAGCGCCAGGCCGCCGAUGCUGCAGUGUGGACCGGACCGACCAGACCAGGGCCCGCUUUUCCAGGGAUAGGGUGGCUGUUGCUGUUUUUCUAAGUUGGCUGGGAAUUUGAUCUGAUGGAGCUAACCGACGGUAUACAUGGCAUGUUGGCACUUGAUGUAUGUUUUUCUCUCCCCCCUCCCUUUCAGUCCAAAAAAAUCCACAGAACUAAUACCCUCGGGUGAGGAUUAACCAAAAAAAAAAAAAAAAGAUGGAGCCCACAGAGGUGGCCAGGGACUCUGUGCUCAGCACAGCCUGGCAUUUUGAAACUGGCAAUGAGCACAACCGGCACCACGUGGACGGGCACACCUGCCCCCGUGGCCGGCCUCCACGCGAGAGCCUCCGUGGGCCCCGUGCGCUGCCCACCCGGCCCACAGUCAGGCGCUCGGCCUCGGGCGGGGCUGACCCGGAAUUGUACGUAGCCCUUUGCUAAAACGCGUCCCCGCUCCUCACUGCCUCUUCUAGCCAAUGGACUGUCCCUCUACCCUCCUUGUUGGGGUUUUCACUGUAACGCUGUUUCUCUGAAACAUUGUAUUUAAAUAAGGUUUCCUAGGUUGGCAGCGGGUGAUUAAAUUAUGUGGGGCCGGUGGCCAUGCUCGGGCCUACGCUGCAGGGCUCCCUCGGCCAGGAAGCCGGCCCCUGCCUGCCCUCCGCCUUGUCCUUCUGUGCUUGUCCGGCUGUUGGGCGGCGUGGCUGUGUGUCUCGGGUUUCCUACUCGCUCCCUGGGUUUAAAAUGAACGUCAGGUGGUCUGGCCGGUGUGGGUCAGGGGCUGAGCAUCGACCUAUGAACCAGGUCACAGUUUGAUUCCCGGUCAGGGCACAUGCCCGGUGGCAGGCUCGAUCCCCAGUGUGGGGUGUGCAGGAGGAAGCUGAUCCAUGAUUCUCAUCAUUGAUGUCUCUCUCUCUCCCUUCCUCUCUGACAUCAAUAAAAACAUAUUUUAAAAAAUAAAUAAGCCCCAGGGGAAGGAGGGCUGCAAGCCCCAGGCCAAACUGUUGGUUAUGAGGAGAAUUCUCAGUUCGGCCUCACUGGCCUUCCCGGCCCCAGCUUCCCAGGUGCAGGAAGCCUGCCCCUGCCUGGCCAGGUCCCCCCGCCCCGUGGGGCUGAGCAGGGGCCCGUCCGCGCUGGACGGCACUCGGGCGAAGGGCUGUCCCAGCCCCAGUCGCUUCGGGUACCAGCCUGUCCCACGUCCAGCGCGGAUGCAGCCACAUCACGAAACCGGAGUGUCCGCUGGGAAACGGCCACCGGGAAGGAGCUGGGAGCCUGUUCUGUUUCAUUGUUUUGUGUUGUUUUGUUUUGUUUUGUGUUGUUUUGUUUUGUUUUGUGUUUUCCUGUGUUGUGCUUUCCUUCUUGGGUUGGUAAUGAUGACAUUAAAUUCUGAGACCAAAAUGUUGAUUUCUCACAAAACAAGAAUUGGGUGAAAGGUGACAUGAAAUGGCCCAGCGGCCAGGCCAGGAAGCAGGUGCCUUCCUCGCGCCUCGGGUCCCAGUAGCAACCGGGGAGCAGCUCUCCCCAAACCCUCCCAUCUCGGCCUCCUCAGCAUGGGGUGUGGCGGUGGGGGGUGGGGUGUUUGACUUUAAAAGGAGCCUAAAGAAGCCGUAGUUCAGAAGCCUGCAUGCAGCCGUGCGAUGGCUGCAUGGCCUGUCAGGCCCCCUUGUCUGUGGGCGAGCAGCCAGGGCCCACGCCGCCCACAGGCAACGGCACCUACGGGUCUGGGAGUGAGGAGAUGGACGAUGUUAAAUUAUUCUGGCAAGUGAAGAAGCAGAGACCCUUUUGUACACAUUUUGAAAAGCCUCUUGUGUAGACAUAGACCCAAUAAACUGGAGUACUGCCUGCCUCA